Nelumbo nucifera (sacred lotus) is the source of this 498-nucleotide messenger RNA. The record is from RefSeq and is a predicted model, not a curated record. Lineage: Eukaryota; Viridiplantae; Streptophyta; Magnoliopsida; Proteales; Nelumbonaceae.
AUGGUUCCCUACCCCAACGGUGAAACAAAUGGAGAAACCCAAGGUCUCCUCAGUCUUCCCGACCGCAAGGUUUAUAGGCUUGAGUUACCAGAGUUGCAACUUUCACCUCUGACAACAUUUCCGAACGUUGUCGACACAUGUCAAUUGAAAGAGAGUUCAGGCAAUCUCCUCAACUCAGAAGAUGAACUUGAAGUUGAAUACAUUCGCGAUUUCUACAUAGCGAAAGCCGUCUUGUCUUCAAAUCCUACAUCUCCAAAUGUCUGUAUUGUCAUGGCCAUCCAUGGAGAACAGAGGGAUUUGGCUUUCUGCAAGCCAGGGGAAGUCAUGGACUGUCAUAGAUGCCCUUUUCAUGAUGUCAUAUAUUACAAGGGGCAGUUCUAUGCCAUAAAACAUGCAGGAAGAGUUCUAGCUUCUUGGGGUCCAUCUCUGCAAGCUGCGAUAAUGGUUUCACCCUCGAAAGGUGAUGGAUUUGACAAGAAUUAUCUGGUGGAGUCAUGA